Molecule: messenger RNA, 966 nt
Organism: Asparagus officinalis (garden asparagus)
Lineage: Eukaryota; Viridiplantae; Streptophyta; Magnoliopsida; Asparagales; Asparagaceae
Product: F-box protein At5g67140
Exons: 5
Coding region: 132-839 (235 amino acids)
Biological process (GO): SCF-dependent proteasomal ubiquitin-dependent protein catabolic process
Cellular component (GO): SCF ubiquitin ligase complex
Molecular function (GO): protein binding
Source: RefSeq, a predicted model, not a curated record
CACAUAACGUACUCUCUCUCUUCUCUCUCUCUCUCUCUCUCUCACGCGAUAAUAAAUAAGCUGACCCAAACCGAAUUCAAUUUUCUCUCCCUCUUUUGCUUCUCUCUUUCACCCACCGCUCAAAUUAAAACAUGGGGAAACAUGAGAAGGAUCAAGCUCCCAUGGAGUUGGAAUCAGAGAUGGAGAGGCUCCCUCUAGACCUCCUAGCCCAUAUCUUCACCCUCCUCUCCUCCUUCAGAGAUUUAGCUCAGGUGAGUGGGGUUUGUAGGAAAUGGAGGAGAGCGGUGGAGCAGUCGAUGGCGGGGAGAGAGAAGCUCAGCUUCAACGGUUGGAAGAUGGAUGAUGAGUCAACUGCUCGGCUUGUCCGACUUGCUUACUGCCUGAAGGAACUCGACAUUUCUCGCAGUUGCUGGGGUAGUCAUAUAACUGAUGCAGGGCUCUACCAGAUAUCUUUGGCGAAGUGUGCCAGCAGCCUGACAUCUGUAUCCUUGUGGGGUAUGACAGCAAUCACCGACAAGGGUGUGAUUCAGCUGGUUUCAAAGACCACUUCCUUACAACACCUGAAUGUUGGUGGUACCUUUAUUACGGAUGAAUCUUUAUUUGCCAUCGCAAACAGUUGCCCACAUUUGAAGGCUAUCGGUCUAUGGAGUUGCCGCCACGUGACAGAGAGGGGUCUCUUCAUGCUUGUUAAUAAAUGUCGCGAUCUUGAAUCAAUCAAUGUUUGGGGAGUGAGAGUACCUGCUGCCUUUUUCAUGAGCUUGCUCACCAUCAGCCCGGCUCUCAAGAUCAAACCCAUAUCACUGCAUCAAAACAUGGGAGGUGUGUUGCCUGUUGCCUAAGCCAUAUUACAAUCCAUUUGAAAUGCUCUGUGUGCGUGCGUGUGGGGUUAUUGUAAAUAAUUUGUGUGGGGUUAUUGUAAAUAAUUUAUGUUGUAAUAACUAGUAAUGUGGCCUCUUGGUGGUGCAA